Messenger RNA from Heterostelium album PN500, 1533 nucleotides. RefSeq names its product glucose 6-phosphate-1-dehydrogenase (gene g6pd-2). Gene Ontology annotation, cellular component: cytosol. Gene Ontology annotation, biological process: glucose metabolic process; pentose-phosphate shunt, oxidative branch. The record is from RefSeq and is a predicted model, not a curated record. The transcript has 5 exons. NCBI's taxonomy places the organism in Eukaryota, Evosea, Eumycetozoa, Acytosteliales, Acytosteliaceae. The coding region runs from base 1 to 1533 and encodes 510 amino acids. Gene Ontology annotation, molecular function: glucose-6-phosphate dehydrogenase activity; NADP binding.
AUGUUUAAUUAUAAACAAUAUAGUGGUAAAAUGCCAAAUAACUCAAUGGAUUUAUUAAAUGAUGUAAGACCAAAGGAUUUCACCCAUCCAUUGAUGGUUGUUGUACUGGGAGCUUCUGGUGACUUGGCAAAGAAAAAGACAUAUCCAGCUUUGUUUGGUCUCUAUUGCAGAGAAUUACUUCCACAAGACACUCUUAUCUAUGGUUAUGCCAGAUCACACAUUGAACUCUCAGAGUUUAGAAAGAAGAUUGGUUCAUAUUUGAAGGGCGAUGAAAAUAAGAAGAAAGCUUUCUUGGAUUUAUGUUUCUAUCAUAGUGGUGCUUAUGACAAGAAGGAAGCUUACGAUGAGUUCAACAAGAUUUUAGUUGACGCAGAAUCAAAGAUGGUCAAGGGAUCAAACAACCGUCUUUUCUAUAUGGCCAUUCCACCAUCAAUCUUUAUUGAUGUUGCCAAAGGAAUUAAAGGUUCUUUAAUUUCAUCUAGCGGAUGGAGUCGUGUAAUUGUUGAAAAGCCAUUCGGUAGAGAUUUGGCAUCAUCAAGAGAAUUGAUUUCAGAGUUGAAAAAGUUGUUCCCAGAGAAGGAUCUCUUCCGUAUCGACCAUUACCUAGGUAAGGAAAUGGUUCAAAAUCUCAUGGUCUUGAGAUUCGCCAAUGCAGUAUUCGAACCACUCUGGUCAAAAUCACACAUCUCAUCGAUUUCAAUCACUUUCAAGGAGGAUAUUGGUACCGAAGGUAGAGGUGGUUACUUUGAUCAAUUCGGUAUUAUUCGUGAUGUCAUGCAAAACCAUCUAUUGCAAGUGCUCUCAUUGGUUGCCAUGGAGCCACCUGUAUCCAUGUCAGCAGAGGACAUCACCAACGAGAAGGUAAAGCUUCUCCGUUCGAUUCAACCAUUGCGUCUCGACGAGUUGGUUCUUGGUCAAUUCGUUGGUAGCAAGGAUGGUAAGUACCCAGGUUACUUGGAUGACGAAGGAGUUCCAAAAGACUCAAAAACAGCAACUUUUGCAUCUCAAGUAUUCCACGUCAACAAUCCAAGAUGGAGAGGUAUUCCAUUCAUCUUAAAGUGUGGUAAGGCUUUGGAUCAAAGAAAGACUGAAAUUAGAAUUCAAUUCAAGGGACCAGACAACUUUUUGUUUAGCGACGUCGACAGAAAUGAAUUGGUCAUGAGAAUUCAACCAGGUGAAGCUGUUUAUCUUAAAUUGCUUUCCAAGAAGCCUGGUUUAAAUAAUACUAUUGAGCAAACAGAGUUGGAUCUCUCAUAUCGUAGCAGAUUUGAAAAUCUCGAUCUUCCAGAUGCUUAUGAGCGUUUGAUUUUGGACUCUAUUAGAGGAGAUCACAAUCUCUUUGUAAGAGAUGACGAGCUCGAUGUUGCCUGGCAAAUCUUUACACCACUUCUCGAACAAAUCGAAAGUCUCAAGGUUAUUCCAGAGAAGUACGAGUUUGGUACUAGAGGGCCAGCAUCUGCUGACGAAUUGGCUCAGAAAAUGGGUUAUGUUCGUUCAAAGCAAUACUCCUGGCCAGGUCAAUCAAAGUUUUAG